AUGGUAUUUUAUUAUAGCUCGUCGCAGCGUUUGCGUUCAUGUGGGAAAAUUGUGUCAAAUUGUGGUCGACCGCAAGAGACAAAUUGUUGGAACUGCAGUGAUGCAGUGAAGUGUACGAAGCAAUUCUUUUGUCAUACAAUACAACCGCCAGUGGAAGCCCAGAAUUUGUUUGAGUAUAUAGGAAUACCGGUAUCGUUCGAUAUCGAAGAGUCAGUGCUCAAGAAGAGGUUCCGAGAAUUACAGUCGAAACUUCAUCCUGAUAAAUUCGUGCAUGCCUCAGAGCUUGAGAAAGAAAUUUCGGACGAGCACUCUCGAAGGUUGAACGAGUCCUACAAAAUACUAUUGGAUCCCUAUCUGCGAGCAAAGUAUCUUCUCAAAAUACUGGGAAAUAAGGAAGAAUAUUUGGAUGACGAUUCUUUGUUGAAAAUGAUGGAAUGGAACGAAAAAGUGGCAGUUAUAGAAGAUGAAGAGGAAUUGUCUGAAGAGAAAAGAAAAUUACAGAAAGAAAUCGACAUUCUUUUGGCCCGAUUAAAGGAACUGUUUGCAGAAAAGGAUAUUAAGGAAGUGUGCUCAGCAAUCACCAGGCUCAGCUAUCUUUAUUCGUUGCGCGAUAUCGCGGGAGUUAAUGACCGACGUGAAUGGAUUUCCAUCCGUAAAACAGAGGUUAACUGA
This is a messenger RNA of Angiostrongylus costaricensis, 672 nucleotides long. Lineage: Eukaryota; Metazoa; Nematoda; Chromadorea; Rhabditida; Metastrongylidae. The record is from the annotation of a GenBank genome assembly.